UGUAAAAGUAGAACAGCCCAGAAACAGAAGGAAACUUUUCCUCUUGAGCAGCAACGUUUCAAGUUCUUCAUACAGAGAGCUAUGGAUAAUCCAUUUGAAGAUGAACAAAUCAAAGAUAUUAGAGCAAUUAUGGCAUCUGAAGGACCUGCCGCAGCGGCUGCAAAGAUCCAGGAGUGUUUGGAUGAGCAGAAUAAUAUUCCACUAAAUAUCGGCAUCACAGGAGAGUCUGGUUCUGGUAAAUCCACCUUUGUUAAUGCCUUUAGAGGCGUAGACAACAGAGAUGAUGGAGCUGCUCCCACUGGCUGUGUAGAAACCACCAUGGAGGCUACAUCAUACCCCCAUCCUAACUAUCCCAACGUCAUACUGUGGGAUCUUCCUGGUAUUGGCACCACCAACUUUCCAGCAGACGAAUACCUGCAGCAUGUUGGAUUUGAAAGGUUUGACUUCUUCAUCAUCAUCUCAGCUGAUCGCUUCAGAGAAAAUGAUGUGAAGCUCGCUCUGGAGAUUCAGAAGAUGAAGAAAAAGUUCUACUUUGUUCGCUCCAAGAUCGACCAUAAUUUACAUGAUGCAGAAAGAAGUCAGAGGGAGUUCAACGCAGAAAGAACUCUUCAAGAGAUCAGGGACAACUGCAUUCAAGGUCUUGUAAAACAAGGUGUUGAGUCUCCACAAGUCUUCCUGGUGUCCAGCUUUGAUCUCCACCUCCAUGACUUCCCUCUUCUACAGCAGACCCUAGAGAGAGAACUUCCUGCACAUAAGAGGGAUGUUCUGCUGUUGGCCAUGCCCAACAUCAGCCUGGAGGUCAUCAGCAAGAAGAAAGAGGCUUUACAAGAUAAAAUAAAGUACUUAGCCUCUGCAUCUGCACUUGCAGCAACUGUACCAGUCCCUGGGCUCUCUUGUGCUGCUGAUUUGACCAUGCUGGCUACUGCCAUUGCAGGGUACCAAGUUUCUUUUGGUCUUAAUACUGAGUCACUGCAGAAUCUUGCUUGUCGUACAAAAGUGCCUUUGGCGGAUCUCAGAGCAGUGAUGACGUCACCACUAAGUGCAAAAAAAAUAACCGUAGACUUGAUUUUUAAGGUGCUGUGUUUUUCUGUGGCUGAUCUUGCUAUAAUGGCAGCAGAGGAAGGGUUCAGAUUUGUUCCAUUCAUUGGAAUCCCAAUAGCAUCGGCCCUCUCUUCUGCCUUCACCUACAAAGCUCUCAGUACUUCCCUUGACAUGCUUGCUGAGGACGCACAGAAUGUGUUUACAAAGGCUCUGGGUUUGAACACAGCAGUGUGAUGUCAUAUGUUAAAUGACAAUGUGUCACUUUAAAUUUCUUGGAUAGCAUGUAAAUGAGCUUCUGGAUGAUUUCUGACUACAUUGUAAUAUUACAGUAGUUAACGUUACUGCAUUCACAUCAAAGUUUUAUAAUCUAGUUAUACAUUUCACCAAACACUUUGAGCAGAUCUGGAAAUGUGAUGAUGAGUGUCUAAAUAAUGAUUUUUGUCUGAAUUAAAUAAAGGCUUUUGGGUGAUCAAAUAA
Molecule: messenger RNA, 1518 nt
Organism: Centropristis striata (black sea bass)
Lineage: Eukaryota; Metazoa; Chordata; Actinopteri; Perciformes; Serranidae
Product: interferon-inducible GTPase 5-like
Exons: 3
Coding region: 82-1275 (397 amino acids)
Cellular component (GO): membrane
Molecular function (GO): GTP binding
Source: RefSeq, a predicted model, not a curated record